AUAGAAUAUAGGAGGCUAGUAGGAGCGUGCGAGAGUGAGGUAGAGAAAUAAAAGAGUGGCAUUAUAUCAAACACCUACCCGACCACUUCAUUUGUCAGCGUAUCUGACAAAAUCACAGCCACUGCGCCCAAUCUCUAGUGCUUGCGGUGCUUGGAUCAUUUGCGGGUUUAAAUAUGCAAAUCAUAAGGAAAUCUAUCUUGAAUCAAGUGAAUUUGAGGAGGUCAGCUGAAAGAUGGCUUUUGGCUCGGGAUGAAGGUCCGAAUAUGCAAUUGAGAUAUUGGUGCUCUGCAACAGCUGCCAGUUCUGAUCAAAUACUGGACCGAGUAAUUGCACUGGCCAAGAAGUAUGAUAAAAUCAAUGCCUCAAAGGUUACUGAAACAGCUGAUUUUCAAAAGGACUUGAACAUGGACAGCUUGGAUCGAGUGGAACUCAUCAUGGCCCUUGAAGAAGAAUUUUCUAUUGAAAUUCCUGAUGAGCAUGCUGAUAAGCUUGCUUGCUGUGCUGAUGUGGCGAAAUACAUAGCAGAGUUUGAUCAGAAAAACGUGGAAAAGCCCUAAUUUCCUAGCAAUGUUUUGAGAUAUACAUUCCAGUUUUUUUGGCUGAUCUCUUUUGCGUCAGCUUAGUUACAUUUAUGCAUACUAUCUACAAUUUGCUUUA
Molecule: messenger RNA, 657 nt
Organism: Vigna umbellata (rice bean)
Lineage: Eukaryota; Viridiplantae; Streptophyta; Magnoliopsida; Fabales; Fabaceae
Gene: MTACP3
Product: mitochondrial acyl carrier protein 3
Biological process (GO): fatty acid biosynthetic process
Cellular component (GO): mitochondrion
Molecular function (GO): acyl binding; acyl carrier activity
Source: RefSeq, a predicted model, not a curated record